This is a messenger RNA of Pelagomonas calceolata, 3285 nucleotides long. Lineage: Eukaryota; Pelagophyceae; Pelagomonadales; Pelagomonadaceae. The record is from the annotation of a GenBank genome assembly.
CUUCUGCUAGGACCUGUAAGACACUAGCAAGCUCUCCCUUUUGCUCUCGCGCUGUGCAGGUUCAAAGCGCACGGCAACGGUACGCAUUGGUAGGUAGGCUUGCUGCAACAUUUCUCGCAGUGCGCGCAAACAUUCACUGCUUGCAGCUUCUCACAGCACGCGUAACGCACCAUCACUCGGCGUCGCUCUGACAGCCGACAGCCGCAAACGCGCACUGAUGGCUGCAGAAGACGACUCGGACUUUUCUGAUGUAGACCUCGACACCAUCCGUGAGCGCGCUGGACGACACGCGGCUGCGAAGAGGUCUGCGCAGAGGGAGGCGCCGCCGCUCGAGGCCGUCGUCGCGGCGCCCGCCAAGGCCGUCGCGGCGCCGGCGCUGCGACAAGAGGCGCGACGACCACACUUGCUGGACGACACCAUCCGGGAGGCGCUGGACGAAAUGACGGAAGCGGUCGAUUUGUUGGUCUCGCCGCAAUUAGCGCGGCACGAGAUUCGGGCGCUCUGUCGCAGCAUGACGGAAGAGGUGGACGCGGCAGCGGCGCCGCAACUCGGGAGAAGCUUAAAACGCGUCGCGCGCGCCGACUUCGAAGCGUGGCUGGCCGACCGCAAGACCCGCUGGCGCGCCGAGCGGGGGUACGAGUACGAUUCAGAUUUUUCGGAAGUGGACCUCGACGAUCUCCGUGAGCGCGCGAAGAGCACACGAGAAAUCACCUCGCUCUGUCACGAAAUGACGGAAGCGGUCGAUUUGUUGGUCUCGCCGCAAUUAGCGCGGCACGAGAUUCGGGCGCUCUGUCGCAGCAUGACGGAAGAGGUGGACGCGGCAGCGGCGCCGCAACUCGGGAGAAGCUUAAAACGCGUCGCGCGCGCCGACUUCGAAGCGUGGCUGGCCGACCGCAAGACCCGCUGGCGCGCCGCUCGCGGAUACGUCGCACCCAAGGCCGUGGGAGAAGAGGCGGCGCGACGACAGAUCGCGCCUAAGUCAAAUUAUGGCGGUGCGGCGAGUGUGGCGCUCUCUGCGCCUCGACGGGCGGACGUAGCCCUGACCGCAGCGCCGGCGACGCCCGCCGAGCUCGACGCGGUGCGGCGCCUCAAUGCGGGUGAGUUCGUCAAGCCCGACGGCGCCUAUAAUUUGCUGCGGCGGCUCGCGUUAGCGCACGACGCUUCGGCGUUUCCCGUGGGUUUUGCCGUUCACGGCUCUGCCAUAGCGUUCGAGCCAUUUACGACCCCCCAUCUAGCUUUCUUCGUGUCGAAGGCGGUUCGCGAAUAUCGAGUGCUACCCGAAGACGCCAUCAGGGUUCGCUUCCAGCCCGGGGCGUUUUGGUGGGAUCCUCAGGACCCGACGCGCGGCGUCAACGCAAGGACGAUGUCGCGGUUCCGUUUGAACGGCACCGAGAUCUCCACGGAGGACAACCACGGCUACUGGGGCCGCGAGUUCAAGCUCGUCCAGCGCUCUGAUGCGCGGCAGAAGGGCGGGUCCAUAGACCUGACCGCCAGCGUGUCUCUCGUGCAGAUCUGGAAGACGUCGCUGGUGCCGAACGACGAGGCGCCCGGCCAAAGCGGUUGCGGCUUAUACAUAAAGGGGGCCCGGUCCGGUCAAGCUUAUUCUGUGGGGGGUCGGCAGCCGCGGAGUCGGAACCGAAGACGACGCGUCCGACGAACCGACGAGUGGGACGACAACGACGCGUCUGACUCCGAACCAGCCGAUCACGGCAACGAGUGGAGUCGCGCCGACGGGGCGGUCUUCUCCGACGAGUCCGACGCGGAGGCGUCGCAUAGCGACGGAUCGGAGUCGCCCGACGGAACCGAAGCGCUGGACGUGGCUGAUUUCCGCGCGCCGCUGGUCCUCGCGCCGUCGGUGGCGCGCGGCACGCAGUCGCGGCCGAGGACCGAGCCGACGCCGGCGCCAGAACCGAAGCCGGCGCCGGCACCGGCGCCAAGACCCGAGCCGGAGCCGGAGCCGGCUUCCUGGGUCCAGUGCGUGGCGUGCGACAAGUGGCGCGUCGUCGACGCGGAUACGGCUGCGUUGGCGGCCUCGUCCCCGUGGACCUGCACCGACGGCGGCAUCACGUGCUCGAAGAUGGCGUGCUCGGCCGGCGACGAUCCGGACUGCGAGUGUCACCAGCGAGACUGGAACGGACAGGUCUUGCUCGUCUCGCCGACCGGAGACGUUCUCGCGCACUACUGCUCGCCUCGAGGCGCCGGAGCCAUAAACGGCAUGUCGAAGUCCCUUGUAGAUCAAUGCUGUCGCGUCGAGGCGGACGGCAGACAAAACGUCUUCCGUUACGCGAGCGAGUUCGUGGCGGAUUCGUCGGUGGCCGCACCGACGCCGUCCGUGCCGUCGACGAGCUGCUUGCCUAGGGGCACGCGCGUCCGCGUCGAGGACCCGCGCUUCGCUGGGCAGACGGGCGUCGUCGCGGGAGAAAAGCACGGCUGGAACAUCGUUAAUCUCGACGCCGAAGGCGCCAAGUUCAUCCGGCCGAAGUUCCUGCGGAAGGCUGACGGCCCGCCGCGCGUCAAGGCGUCGCCGCGGGAGCCCUCGGACGGGAGUGCGCGGCGGCGCUCCGCGCCACAGAGCGACUCAGAGCAGGACGCUGUCGGACGCCGCGUGUGGGCGUUAUUUGAGCCGGACGUGUGGUGGUGCGGCACCGUCAUCAGCGUUAGCGGCGUCGCGCACGCGCGGUGCUACUCGAUCGUCUUCGACGACGGUGUGCGGCAGAGCAUGUGGCUGCGCGACGUCUUCGAAAACCCGCCGAGCGGCGCGAAGGUAGGUGCGCGGGGGCCCAACGCCCAGGCGCGGGCGGCCGUCGAAAAGGCACUCUCGCCCAAGGCGACGCCGUCGAAGCGCGAGCCGACGACGCCGCGGCCGAAACCGUCCGCGCGCAAGCGCGCCCGCCGCCGGCCACCGGCCGCGGCGCCGGUCGAACCGGUGGCGCCUGUCACGCCGCCGGCCACGCCCGUCGUCGCGCCGUCGGGUGAGUGCCCCAUAUGUUAUGAGCUGCUCGCGGCGGAUGCGACGGUCUUCGACUGCGCGCACGCCCUCUGCGCCUCGUGCUCGGAGACCUACGCCAAGGUCGAGGCGGAGCGGUCGAUGAGCCGACGGAGCGGUGUGUCGGUCGCCUGCCCCCUCUGCCGGAAGAAGGCGCGCGUCGCGCUGCCCGCAGGGACGUACUAGUGAAUGUAUAAACGUAAACGUGUUAGCGGACCCCGUUGGGUCGACGCCGGGGGAGGGGAGGGGAAACAACACGACAAAAGGUGGGUAGUGUCCCUUCGUCGCGAAGGGAGGCA